CAACAGGCCUGAACUAUCCUGAGAAACAUCCGGCAGCCAGACGAGCUCGACUGAUGAGGCCAAGCUAAAGGCUGACUGCACCAAACUAACAGCUAAAGACUCAUCCACUCCUGCUCUUCUUCUCCUCCUUCCUUCUCCUCCUCUCUCUCUCAGACUCCUCCAUCAUGCCUCCUGAGUUGCAGUCUCAGAGCUCCAGCGGUCUCAGGGUGCUGCAGGGCGACCUCAGCGCCCUCAGCCCGGCCGUCAGGGACUUUGUGGAGGUCAACGUGGGGCUGUGCCAGCCCGAUGCCCUGCACAUCUGCGACGGCUCCGAGGAGGAGAACCGCGCCAUCCUGACCCAGCUGGAGGAGCAGGGCAUGAUCAAGAAGCUGACCAAAUACGAGAACUGCUGGUUAGCCAGGACCGACCCCAGAGACGUGGCCCGAGUGGAGAGUAAGACGGUGAUCGUGACCCAGGAGCAGAAGGACACGGUGCCCACCCCACUGGGGGGCGGAGUCAGCCAGCUGGGACGCUGGAUGUCCCAGGAAGAGAUGGACAAAGCCAUGUCGGAGCGGUUCCCCGGCUGCAUGAAAGGUCGGACCAUGUAUGUGAUCCCGUACAGCAUGGGCCCGGUCGGUUCGCCCCUGUCCAAGAUCGGUGUGCAGCUGACCGACUCGCCCUACGUGGUGGCCAGCAUGAGGGUGAUGACCCGGAUGGGCAAAGCCGUCCUGUCUGCGCUGGGAUCAGCAGAGUUUGUGCGCUGUUUGCACUCUGUGGGCUGCCCACUGCCGCUCAAGAAGCCCCUGGUGAACAACUGGCCCUGUAACCCGGAGCAGACGCUCAUCGCCCACAUCCCGGACCGCAGGCAGAUCGUCUCCUUCGGCAGCGGCUACGGAGGAAACUCCCUGCUGGGGAAGAAGUGCUUUGCCCUGCGCAUUGCCUCCCGCAUCGCCAAGGACGAGGGCUGGCUGGCCGAGCACAUGCUGAUCCUGGGCAUCACCAACCCGGCGGGGCAGAAGAAGUACAUGGCGGCAGCUUUCCCCAGCGCCUGCGGGAAGACCAACCUGGCCAUGCUGUGCCCGACGCUGCCUGGCUGGAAGGUCGAGUGUGUGGGAGAUGACAUCGCCUGGAUGAAGUUUGAUGACCAAGGCAACCUUCGUGCCAUCAACCCAGAAAAUGGCUUUUUCGGCGUGGCGCCCGGCACAUCAGCCAAGACCAACCCCAACGCCAUGGCGACCAUUGUUAAGAACACCCUCUUCACCAACGUGGCAGAGACCAGUGAUGGAGGCGUGUACUGGGAGGGAAUGGACCAAUCACUGCCUGAGGGAGUCACCGUCACUUCCUGGAAGAACAAGCCCUGGAGCCCGGCAGAUGGUGAACCCUGCGCUCACCCCAACUCUCGUUUCUGCACGCCGGCUGGCCAGUGUCCCAUCAUCGACCCGCUGUGGGAAUCUCCAGAGGGAGUUCCCAUUGAGGCCAUCAUCUUUGGAGGACGCAGGCCUGAAGGUGUCCCUCUGGUGUACGAGGCCUUCAACUGGCAACAUGGAGUGUUUGUUGGAGCGGCAAUGAGGUCAGAGGCCACCGCCGCCGCUGAACACAAAGGCAAGAUGAUCAUGCACGACCCAUUUGCCAUGCGCCCCUUCUUUGGCUACAACUUUGGCCAGUACCUUUCCCACUGGCUCAGCAUGGCUGAUCGCCCCGGCGCCAAACUCCCCAAGAUCUUCCACGUCAACUGGUUCCGCAAGAGUCCCACUGCCGGGUUCCUGUGGCCUGGGUUCGGCGACAACAUCCGUGUCCUGGACUGGAUGUUCAGGCGCUUGAACGGCGACGCUGGCGCCAUGCCCUCGGCUGUGGGCUACGUGCCCAGCCGUGAGUCCCUGAACCUGCAGGGCCUGGAGGGGAGCGUGGACCUGGACGAGCUGUUUGCCCUGGACCAGGAGUUCUGGCAGAAGGAGGUGGAGGAAGUGCGGAGGUACUUCACCACACAGGUGAACGACAGCCUUCCUAUCGAGAUCGCCACGCAGCUGGAGCUCCUGCAGCAGAGGGUCAAGCAGAUGUAAUGAGGACAAGCAGAGAGAGACUCUUGAUAGAGAAACAGGCAGAAAAUCAGUGGCCUCAUACACCAGCAGAAUUUGAUAGUGCUAGAACAACAUGUGGAUAAUUGUAGAGCAACACACUUGAAAUCCUAGAACAUGUUGGUAAUUCUAGAGCAACAAAUUGAUAAUUCUAGAAUGCCAUGUUGGUAAUCCUUCGACGACGUGUUGUUAAUUCUAGAACGAUGUGUUGGUAAUCCUAGAACGACAUGUUGGUAAUCUUACGAUGACGUGUUGGUAAUUCUAGAGCGACAUGUUGGUAAUUCUAGAACGACAUGUUGGUAAUUCUAGAACGACAUGUUGGUAAUCCUAGAACAGCAUGUUGGUAAUCCUAGAACAGCAUGUUGGUAAUCUUACGACGAUGUGUUGGUAAUUCUAGGGUCAUAUGUUGGUAAUCCAAGAAUGACAUGUUGGUAAUCCUAGAACGACAUGUUGGUAAUCCAAGAACAACAUGUGGUAAUCCUCCGCCGAUGGGUUGGUAAUCCUAGAUCAACACGUUAGUAACUCUAGAAGAACACGUUGGUAAUUCUAGAGCAAAAUGUUGGUACAGUAAUUCUAGAAUGUCUCACUGACUUAACCAGUGCUGACUAUAUUCUGGAGGAUUUUGUCUUUCAUAUCGAACUCUAGAACUUUUUUGCCGAGGGAGAACAAUGUUCUCUCCUCUGAUAGUAUUUUUUUAAUGAUUAUACAAUUCUGUUUUGACCAGUAAAAAUCCUCACCUUUCCACAAUGACAGUUUAGGUUGAAAGUAAAUCUGUCUGAAAUGGGAAUGGGGAUGGGAAUGCCAAACUCCUACAAAACUUGUAGGAAUAAUCAAACGGGAACAGCUUAGACCGCUGAUUUGAAUAGGAAAUCUUACUGUAUCCUGUUGUAGCGACAGUAUUUUUUAAUUUAGGUGUUCCAAAUCACUGACGUCUCUUACCUCUAUUAUUAAAAUGCAUUGUCCUUUGUCUGAAUGCUAUUUAAUAAUAACUUAUUAUGAACGCACAACAUACUAUCACUGCCACAAGAAUUUGUAUGGCACACUCUGUCAAAAAAGCAUGACUGUGUCCAGGUUGUCUUGGUCCCAGUGUUGUUUCAGCCCCGCCGAACGCAAAGCACAGACAGUGCCCUGCGGGAGAAUGAAUGAAUGUUUUCUGUUUUUCUGUUUUAAUUUAUUUUUAUACUGUGUUGGUGUAUUUCUUAGUUCUGUUUUGUUGUAAUCUGAAGCCCCAAAAUGA
This is a messenger RNA of Myripristis murdjan (pinecone soldierfish), 3291 nucleotides long. RefSeq names its product phosphoenolpyruvate carboxykinase 1 (soluble) (gene pck1). The coding region runs from base 165 to 2039 and encodes 624 amino acids. NCBI's taxonomy places the organism in Eukaryota, Metazoa, Chordata, Actinopteri, Holocentriformes, Holocentridae. Gene Ontology annotation, biological process: cellular response to insulin stimulus; oxaloacetate metabolic process; cellular response to glucose stimulus. Gene Ontology annotation, cellular component: cytosol. Gene Ontology annotation, molecular function: GTP binding; phosphoenolpyruvate carboxykinase (GTP) activity; manganese ion binding. The transcript is spliced from 10 exons. The record is from RefSeq and is a predicted model, not a curated record.